This is a messenger RNA of Cotesia glomerata, 818 nucleotides long. RefSeq lists its product as uncharacterized. Lineage: Eukaryota; Metazoa; Arthropoda; Insecta; Hymenoptera; Braconidae. The record is from RefSeq and is a predicted model, not a curated record. Gene Ontology annotation, biological process: embryonic morphogenesis. Gene Ontology annotation, cellular component: tRNA-splicing ligase complex. The coding region runs from base 205 to 672 and encodes 155 amino acids. The transcript has 4 exons.
GUCAAAUUAUUCGCUGUCAUUGUUGCAAAAAUGUAAACACCGAACAGGUAAAUAUUAUUUACAUGUAAAUGAAACCUAAAACUCAGUAUAAACGGAGUACACAGUACACAAGCACGUUGGAGGUUUUAAAGUUGAUAAUAACAAUAAUAAAAAACAGUUGAAAAUUUAUCACUUGAUUUAUUUAUUUAAAAAUAAAUCUAAAAAAUGGAUUGCUCCGACUUAACAUCUCCCCAUUUGUUAUCUGACUGUAAAUUACGCGAGAUACUGAAAGAUAAAUGUAUUGUAAUAAAAGACAUUGGAUCUAUGGACAAACUAAAACUACUCGAGGUUUUUAAGCGGAUUGCUUUGCCGAUGCCGCAACGAAAAUACAACGACCAGAGAUCCUUGGGUAAAAAAUUGUGCGAACUAAGAGUGACUAAAAACAUAAAAAUUUCUGAUAUUGAACAGUCAAGAGAGACACUUGAUAAAUCAUUUGAGAGUGUCAAAACAAAUUAUUCAAACACGAGUGAUAAAAAUGGUAUUUUAAAAUCACCUAUUAAUAAAUUAAAAUGUGAACAGAAUAAUAUAAGGCUGUCUAAUGAUAUUCAUCAAGUUUCAAAUGAUCAGAAAAGAAAGAGUAAUACGUCUUCCGAUCAUUCUCCACCAAAACGCCAGAAAAUUUUAUGGCCAUAAAAAUUUUGAGCUUAAUGAUUGUAAAAUGUUUGUCUUCAUCAAUUUAUUUUAGUUUUAAUGCUUCAUUCAUAAUAUCGCAAUAAGUUAAAUAAUUUUUUAACUAGUAUUAAGCAUACUUAAAUCGCUUCUAUAGAAUUUAAUUAAAU